GGGGCCUGACGGGUCCUUCCUGCCCUGAGCCGCUCGGCCAGUCCCCCGACGUCAACCAACCACCGGAGAAAAAAACGGUAAAUCAACCCGAGCUUCUCCUCCAGCCGACCGGGUCCGGGAGUUAUGAUGGGCGGUAGGACCAGUGCGAUAGCCGCGGGGGUGUGCGGCGCUCUGCUCGUCGGUUACUGCAUCUAUUUCGACAAGAAAAGACGGAGUGACCCCAACUUCAAGAACAGGCUGCGGGAACGGAGGAGAAAGCAGAAGGCAGCCAAAGAGAGGGCAGGCCUGGCAAAGCUCCCAGACCUGAAGGACGCUGAGGCGGUGCAGAAGUUCUUCCUGGAGGAGAUCCAGCUGGGGGAGGAGCUGCUGGCUCAGGGAGACUAUGAGAAAGGUGUGGACCACCUGACCAACGCCAUCGCAGUGUGCGGUCAGCCUCAGCAGCUGUUGCAGGUGCUGCAGCAGACUCUGCCUCCACCCGUCUUCCAGAUGCUGCUCACCAAACUGCCCAGCAUCAGCCAGAGCAGUGAAGACCUGAACACCUUCUGCUAUCUCUCUGUCUGCAUCUUUCUUACUGAGGUCGACUGA
This is a messenger RNA of Epinephelus lanceolatus (giant grouper), 585 nucleotides long. Lineage: Eukaryota; Metazoa; Chordata; Actinopteri; Perciformes; Serranidae. The record is from RefSeq and is a predicted model, not a curated record.